Messenger RNA from Ipomoea triloba (trilobed morning glory), 2061 nucleotides. RefSeq names its product ATP-dependent DNA helicase PIF1-like. Gene Ontology annotation, molecular function: DNA helicase activity. The coding region runs from base 1 to 2061 and encodes 686 amino acids. The record is from RefSeq and is a predicted model, not a curated record. Gene Ontology annotation, biological process: telomere maintenance; DNA repair. Lineage: Eukaryota; Viridiplantae; Streptophyta; Magnoliopsida; Solanales; Convolvulaceae. The transcript has 5 exons.
AUGGUGAUAAUGUUGAUAGUGUUGUUAAUCGUCCGACAGUGUCUCAGAGUAUGUUCAUUGGCAUGGUUUGCAGCUAAUUUAAAGUUUGAGGAAGCUAGGGAGUUAACCUACGCUGAAAUGCCCAGGAAAUUUGUUUGGAAGAAAGACAAAAGAGAAUGGCAUCCUAGACAAAGAAAUUUUGCAAUUGGAAGGAUUUUCUAUGUUCCACCAAAAUGCGGUGAAUUAUUUUAUUUGAGAUGUUUACUAAAUUUGGUGCGAGGUCCUACAAGUUUUGAAGAAAUAAAAUGUGUUGAUGGAAAGCAAUAUAUGUCAUUUAGAGAUGCAUGUUACGCUAGAGGAUUAAUUGAGGAUGACAAAGAAUAUGUGGACGCUAUUCUAGAGGCAUCACUAUGGGCAACUGCUUAUUUGCUAAGGAAACUUUUUGUCACACUGUUGACAUCAAGUUCAAUGUCAAAGCCAAAAAUUGUGUGGGAAGCUGUUUGGAUACAUCUAGCAGAAGAUGCGGAAUACCAAGCUAGAAGAACUUUAGGAUUCCCAGAUGUAGUUCUUACAGAUACACAAAAGAAAAACUAUGCUCUGACAGAGAUUGACAAAUUAUUGAGUUCUUGCAACAAGUCAUUACAAGAUUAUCCACCAAUGCCUAUACCUGAUGGACCAAGUAACAGUUUAUUGUUACUGAUAUACAAUAAAGUUAUGUCUGAUGUGGAUACCAAUAAAGGUGGGCUAUUCUUUGUCUAUGGAUAUGGUGGUACGGGGAAAACAUUUUUGUGGAAGACACUAUCAGCUGCUUUACGGUCAAGGAGAGAGAUUGUCCUAAAUGUUGCAUCCAGUGGUAUAGCUUCACUAUUGCUACCAGGUGGUAGGACUGCUCACUCAAGGUUUGCAAUACCUAUUUCUAUAAAUGAAGACUCAACAUGCAACAUCAAGCAAGGUUGUCCAUUAGCUGAACUCAUUGUUAGAGCAAAGCUAAUUAUUUGGGAUGAAGCCCCUAUGAUGCACAAACAUUGUUUUGAAGCAUUAGAUAAAACAAUGAGAGACAUACUCAGAUUCUCUGAUUCUUUAAGCUCUAACAAGACUUUUGGUGGAAAAACAGUUGUUUUAGGUGGUGAUUUCAGGCAGAUACUUCCAGUUAUUCCCAAAGGAACAAGACAGGAUAUUGUUCAAGCAAGUGAUGGAAAGCUUGGUGGUAAUACUGACGAUGAUUGCAAUAUCAAUAUUCCUUCACAGUUCCUAUUGCAAAACAAAGGAGAUCCUAUCAAACAAAUUGUUGAGGAAACAUUUCCUUCAUUUGGUACUGGUGUUAUAGAUCCUGAACAGUUAAAGAGUAGAGCUAUUUUGGCACCAACAUUAGAUGUUGUGGAUCAAGUCAAUGAAUACAUGAACAAUUUAAAUCAAGCUUCAUCAAAGACUUAUCUAAGUUGUGAUUCUGUUUGCAAAGCGGAUACAAAUGACAAUAUGUUGGCCGAAGUGCACACUACUGAAUUUUUAAACAGUUUAAAGUGUUCUGGUGUACCAAACCAUUCCUUAUCAUUAAAGGUUGGAUCUCCAAUAAUGUUGUUGAGGAAUAUCGACCAUUCGAUUGGUCUUUGUAAUGGAACACGAUUGAUUGUCACCAAGUUAGGUAACCAUGUGAUUGAAGCCAAGAUAUUAUGUGGCAUACAUUAUGGGACAAAUGUAUUGAUACCCCGGCUAUCGUUGACUCCGUCAGAUCCAAUACUUCCGUUCAAAUUUCAAAGGAAGCAGUUCCCGGUGUUGUUGUCCUAUGCAAUGACAAUAAACAAAAGCCAAGGACAAACAUUGUCAGUAGUAGGUUUACUCUUAAAGAAACCAGUAUUCAACCAUGGUGCUGAGAUAGCAAAACCAGAGAGGAAAGCCAAAUUAGAAGCCCCAAGCCGUAGACGGGGAACCCAGCCACCGCUGUCGAAAAUCCAUCGCCGAAACACCAUUGCCAUCAUCAACGAGCAAGGCUUCUACUGCCACCACCAAGAAUCUGGAGAAGGAAGCUUGCUCACGUCGCUGCUUCUUACUGUCGGCAGAGAAUGUAGGCAGCAGCCACAUUAG